Molecule: messenger RNA, 3169 nt
Organism: Dipodomys spectabilis (banner-tailed kangaroo rat)
Lineage: Eukaryota; Metazoa; Chordata; Mammalia; Rodentia; Heteromyidae
Gene: Vps4b
Product: vacuolar protein sorting 4 homolog B
Exons: 11
Coding region: 245-1579 (444 amino acids)
Biological process (GO): vacuole organization; endosomal transport
Molecular function (GO): ATP binding; ATP hydrolysis activity
Source: RefSeq, a predicted model, not a curated record
CGGAAGCGUUCCGGAGGGAGGCGGUGGCAGCUCCGGCGGGUCUCGGGAUUGCGGAAGUUUGUGUUCGGAGGGGCCCAGGGCCGGCGGAGCUGUGGUGGUUUACAAGUUCCGGAACGGAGGCCGCGGCUCCGGGUCCGAGCGCCACGAGCCUCCAGAGGUGGGUCACACUGGGUGCGAUUGGGCGUCGCGGCCUCGGGCUUCCUCCGUUCCUCGCUCGUCCCCGAGGAACCGCCUCAUCUCCACCAUGGCUUCCACCGGGCCCAACCUCCAGAAAGCCAUAGAUCUUGCUAAUAAAGCAGCACAGGAAGACAAAGCUGGCAACUAUGAGGAGGCCUUGCAGCUCUAUCAACAUGCCGUGCAGUAUUUUCUUCAUGUUAUUAAAUAUGAAGCACAAGGUGAUAAAGCCAAACAGAGUAUCAGGGCCAAGUGUACGGAGUAUCUUGAUAGGGCAGAAAAAUUAAAAGACUACCUGAAGAAAAAGGAGAAAAAGCCACAGAAGCCAGUAAAAGAGGGACAACCAAGCCCAGCUGAUGAGAAGGGGAAUGACAGUGAUGGGGAAGGAGAAUCUGAUGAUCCUGAAAAAAAGAAACUACAGAAUCAACUUCAAGGUGCCAUUGUUAUAGAGCGACCAAAUGUGAAAUGGAGUGAUGUGGCUGGACUUGAAGGAGCCAAAGAAGCACUCAAAGAAGCUGUGAUUCUGCCUAUUAAGUUUCCUCAUCUUUUUACAGGUAAAAGGACACCUUGGAGAGGAAUCCUACUGUUUGGGCCACCUGGAACAGGAAAAUCUUAUUUAGCCAAAGCUGUAGCAACAGAAGCAAAUAACUCAACAUUCUUUUCAAUAUCUUCUUCUGAUCUUGUUUCUAAGUGGCUGGGGGAAAGUGAAAAGUUGGUUAAGAACUUAUUCCAGCUUGCAAGAGAGAACAAGCCUUCCAUCAUCUUCAUUGAUGAAAUUGAUUCUCUGUGUGGCUCCCGGAGUGAAAAUGAGAGCGAGGCUGCUCGGAGAAUUAAGACGGAGUUUCUCGUCCAGAUGCAAGGGGUUGGUGUGGACAAUGAUGGAAUUUUGGUUCUGGGAGCCACAAAUAUACCUUGGGUUCUGGAUUCUGCUAUUAGACGAAGAUUUGAGAAGCGAAUUUAUAUUCCUUUGCCUGAAGCCCAUGCCCGAGCAGCAAUGUUUAAACUGCACUUGGGCAGCACACAGAACAGUCUAAAGGAAGCUGACUUCCAAGAACUUGGGAAGAAAACGGAUGGCUAUUCGGGCGCAGACAUAAGCAUCAUUGUGCGAGAUGCACUCAUGCAGCCUGUUAGGAAAGUUCAGUCAGCCACUCAUUUCAAAAAGGUGCGAGGACCUUCCCGAGCUGACCCGAACACCAUUGUGGAUGAUUUGCUGACACCCUGCUCUCCAGGGGACCCCGGAGCCAUUGAAAUGACGUGGAUGGAUGUCCCUGGAGAUAAGCUUCUGGAGCCAGUGGUUUCCAUGUGGGAUAUGUUGCGGUCACUGUCAAAUACAAAACCCACCGUCAAUGAACACGACUUGUUGAAAUUAAAGAAGUUUACAGAAGAUUUUGGCCAAGAAGGCUAAACCAAAGACAGCAAGGAAGAUGUUUACCAUAUGCCUUUCUUUCAUAGAUAUGUUUUCUGCCUUUCGGGGAUGGCACUGACAUUAUUUCCAGUGACUCUUACCAGUCUACAAACAUCUCACUUCAGAGUUCCUUUUAGUUUGUAUUGUACUUUUCCUCCAUAACCUACCUUUUAAGUGUUCCCAUAGACAAAGAUGGUACAAUAAUGGAUUAUAAGGAAAUAAGCAAUAUGUGAAUGGCGCAUAAACAGAAUUAUCCAGCAAAAAGAGUAUUAAAAAUUGACAAAUACUUAAAAUUUUUAUGAGUAAUGGUCUUUGCCAAGAGCAUUUUUCAUUUUUUUUUUAGUAAAAUGAAAUAGGGCUUUAUAUUUUGACAAAAAUGUCUUAAACAUUCUUAUCAACGUAAAUUUUACUUACUUUAUUGAAAAUGAUAGAGUCUUUACUCAGGGAUAGGCAAUAAAACAAUAAAGAGCAUUGAUUGGUUUUGGGAAGAUUUUGAAUUGUGUCACGUUCAGUGCUCUUACUUUUUAAUAAGUUGUUGUCUUGUUUUGUUUUCCUGUGGAGAUUUAAUUCUUUUCAAGGUAGAAAGCUUUUAUAAUUAAAUGAUACCUUUCACUGUGCAAUCUCAAGAGAAAGACUUUCUAAAUUAGAUGUUGAAUUUACCUUGAAGAUGAAAAGUCUAUUUCAAUGUCUUUUGUAGCAAGAUUGACCAAAACAGGUGGUAAAGAAGUAUGAAUUUUUUUUAAUAACUGUCAUGAGAUAUUGUAAUGGGAACCUUUGCUAAUAAGAAAAUGGCCUCCCUUUGGAUUAUGGGAUGUUUUUCAGUGUGAAAUGGGUGUGUGUAUUGUACAUAUGUAUGUAUAUAUAAUUUUUUAAGAUACAGAAUAUAAACAAAGGUCUUGCUUUCCACCUUUUAAGUUCAGGGAACAGUUGGUCCUGUCCACACAUGUGUUAUCAGUGUGACACUUCAUGAGGCUUUAAAAAUGAACUUAUUGGAUAAUAAAACCUAAACAUAUGUUAUUUUAGUGUUUAAAUAAAUGAUCUGAGGAUGUGUUACACACUUUAGCAUCGACACUAAGUUGUGCCUUGUACAUUUGCAUUGACUAUAUAUGCAAAGACUAAGUUAGUUAGAAUGAGGUAGAGUCCUUAAUUACUAUAAAGUUCUACCUUACAAAUUCUAUACAGUAACUUACAUUUUAAACUACAUUUGCACAUUCUACAUACUAUGCUAUAUGGUUGCCUUGGGGUUUUCUGUACAGAUUGUUGAUAUUCAAUGGAAAUCAUAGGCCUAAAACAUGAUGUUCUCAUGUGAAGUAAAUUGAUAAUAACCUACAAUGGUUGUAUGCUUUGUAUGCUUUUUUUAUUUGGAGUCUUGGUGUGUGGGUACAAAGAAAUAACAUGAAAUUUUUGGACGUGUACAUGAGAAGACUGGGUAUGGUUUAAUGUGAAACUCUUUGGCCAAUAAGCCAGAUUGCUUGGUUACAGGCAAUUUAGUGGAGAGAGAAAUAAUUACACAAGGAGGCAAUCAGCCAAAAGAGAAUGUAAAAUAUUCUACAAGACAACUGACCUGGUUUCCUCAAAAACUCAGUUAUU